UGUUGCUGCUGGGGGACCGUUGUGUUGUGAAAAUGGCGACGCCUCGUCGCUGCUCCCAGCAGCAGCAGCAGCAGCAGCAGUCGUGCUCCCUGCUGUCCUCGCCUCCCCGCAGUGCUUCUACCCUCCUCAGCCCGCCGGGCUCUCCGUCUGCACCUGCCGAAGAUGCGGCCGGCAGGCCUCCCCUUGGAGCGGGGAACGUGGCUGACGGUGAGGUAGCUCCGACCUCUCCCAGCAUCUCCUCCCCGGCUGUGGCCCUCUCUCCCAGCAGCAGCGCUACUAGCUCCCCGACCACCACCGAGGGAGGCGACAGUAGCCCCGGCUCUACGCCGGACUCUGGCGGCGGUAACCCCGGCAGCAGCAGCAGCAGCAGCGCUGUUAGCGGCGAUGCAAACGGCGCUUUUAGAGAGCUGUUUGAAGCCUGUCGGAACGGAGAUGUUUCCAGAGUAAAGAAGCUGGUGGAUGCAGUGAAUGUGAACGCUAAAGACAUGGCUGGACGCAAAUCUACACCCCUGCAUUUCGCUGCAGGUUUUGGUCGAAAAGAUGUGGUGGACCACCUGCUUCAGACUGGUGCAAGCGUGCACGCUCGAGAUGACGGGGGGCUCAUCCCGCUGCACAACGCCUGCUCGUUUGGUCAUUCUGAGGUGGUGUCCUUGCUCCUGUGUCAAGGCGCUGACCCCAACGCAAGAGACAACUGGAACUACACGCCGCUACACGAAGCUGCCAUCAAGGGCAAGAUCGACGUCUGCAUAGUGUUGCUGCAGCAUGGAGCUGACCCCAACAUCCGCAACACCGAUGGCAAGUCUGCCCUGGACCUGGCUGAACCGUCAGCGAAGGCCGUGCUCACAGGUGAAUACAAGAAGGAUGAGCUGCUGGAGGCUGCAAGGAGUGGAAACGAGGAGAAGCUAAUGGCCCUGCUUACGGCGCUCAACGUCAACUGUCACGCGAGUGAUGGGCGCAAGGUAAGAGCCAAGGAGCAUGCACAGAGAGACUAUGAAGCUUAUAACAAGCUCAUCUCUGUCGUCUGUGUGACCGCAUAUUUCCCGACGGUCAUUAGGGUUCCCAUACACGUUAACACCCCCUUUAUUUUUAUUUUUUGUUGUUAGAAAAGUUAGAAAAGA
Messenger RNA from Cyprinodon variegatus (sheepshead minnow), 1118 nucleotides. Its product is annotated as tankyrase-1-like. The record is from RefSeq and is a predicted model, not a curated record. Lineage: Eukaryota; Metazoa; Chordata; Actinopteri; Cyprinodontiformes; Cyprinodontidae. Bases 33 to 1103 code for a protein of 356 amino acids. The transcript is spliced from 6 exons. Gene Ontology annotation, molecular function: protein binding.